ACAUCCAACUAAGAAAUAGAAAGAAGAGAGAGAAGAAAACAAGGAGAGAAUAUUUUGGUGACGUCCUAAAACUAAUCCCAAUUCCCAAAACAAAAUAAACUUGGUCCUUUCUCUUUCUCUCAUUUAUCUACUUUCAUCUCAACCGAAAAGAAAAAACUAAGAAACUGUUUAGAUCUAUCUAUCUAUCUUUCAUACACACACUUUCACCUUUCCUUCUGAAUUCUAAUUAAUUCUCAUACAUCACAACGCAAACACAAACCCUCAUCAUUUCAUUUUGAUGCGAUGAAAUUCUAGGUUUUUGAAUUUCAACGAUGGAUCUUGCAAUCGAUGAUGAUGAUGGCAGAGAGAUACGCAAAUCCUUGGAUUCCGUUUCUUGUUCAAUCUGCCUCGAGAUUGUUUCCGAUCACGGUGCUAGAUCCUCCGCUAAGCUUCAAUGCGGUCAUCAAUUUCAUCUCGAUUGCAUUGGCUCGGCUUUCAAUGUAAAAGGAGCAAUGCAAUGUCCUAAUUGUCGGAAGGUUGAGAAAGGUCAGUGGCUUUAUGGUACCGGCAGUCGAUCGUAUCCAGAGUUCAAUAUGGAUGAUUGGGCACGUGAGGAGGAAGCAUAUGAUAUUAGCUUUUCUGAAAUGUCCAUGGGAGUUCACUGGUGCCCCUUUGGUAACUUUACCCAACUUCCUUCUUCAUACGAAGAACGGGAAUUUGCAUCAACUGCGUACCAUGAUGCACUGGGACCACAUGCUAUGUUUUCUGAGCAUUCAGCUGUGUCUUCUGGUAAUCAUCCUUGUCCAUAUAUUGCUUAUGUUGGACCAGUACAUCCCUCCACCUCCAACUCUGGUGGAACUGUUUCAGAAGUUUCUAAUUUCAAUCACUGGAGUGGUCCACCUACACAUGGCGACAUGCCAACAUCCUACACAAUUCCGGCGGUGGUUUUUCAUUAUCACAGCUGGGAUCACCAUUCCUCCCAUUUCUCUUCUGGCAGCAGCCAUCUCGGUGCUGCAGAUCAGCCCUCAGUAUCACAAAGUAAUCAAAGGCCAGCCAGGGGUGGUUCAGAGGUCCCUAGAUCCGGAUCUUAUAUCCAUCCGUUCCCUGUUGGACACAGUUCUAUUGCUCGAGCCGGGAACUCUGCUGCAUCUUCCAUGAUUCCUCCUUAUCCAGGAAGCAGUGCUCGUGCCCGUGAUAGAGUCCAGGCACUUCAAGCAUACUAUCAACAACAGCAACCUCUGAAUUCUACCACAGUACGGGCAUCUGUUGCUUCAAGCGCUCGAAGAUCCAACGGUCAUAGUGGGUUGGCCUCAGCACCAGACCAAAGUGGUAGCUAUGUUUAUGUCCCAGGAGGACGCAAUUUUCAUGAAGAACCCCGUCUUCCAAAUCAAUUACAUGCAUGGGAAAGGGAUCACUUGCCUUCAUCGUCGUCAUUAAACCAAGUUGGUAGAGAAUCAAGUUGGAGAGCAUACCAUCAGACUGGCGGCAGGUCAGACCCAGGUUUCAUAUCUUCUAGCUAUCGAUUAAGGAGUGAUUCAGACAGAACACCUUCACAAAAUCGGUGAGACACUUGUUUAUACCAAACUACCAUUAUUAUGGUAAAUCAAAAUUUAUGUAUGCUUAAAAAAUGUUGCAUAAUGCUUUGGCCUGGCUGGUGUGUUAUCUUAGACUCUAUAUAUACUCUGGCUGGCCUUGGAAUUGAUCUUUCUGGCAGCUACGAGGCAUUGUGAAUCGUCUGGUUUGUUGCUUUGGAGGGCAUAAAAUAAGAUGAUAUCUAGUUGGGAUAUCAGGUUUUGUAAAGAAAUACUGAGGCAUUGUCCUCUCAAGUGAUCAAUCGAGUGGAUGUGCAGUAAUUGGAUU
This is a messenger RNA of Lathyrus oleraceus (garden pea), 1839 nucleotides long. Its product is annotated as E3 ubiquitin-protein ligase RFI2. The transcript has 6 exons. The record is from RefSeq and is a predicted model, not a curated record. Bases 312 to 1544 code for a protein of 410 amino acids. NCBI's taxonomy places the organism in Eukaryota, Viridiplantae, Streptophyta, Magnoliopsida, Fabales, Fabaceae. Gene Ontology annotation, molecular function: ubiquitin-protein transferase activity.